ACCAACACAACAUAUUCUCAUAUUCUUCUCAUCUUUUGCUUUCUCCACCCUUUUAUCCACUUUUUUCAUCACCAUCCUCACUUUUCACACUCUCCAAUGGCUGUCUUUCUGGUACCACUGCUCACAUCUUCUGUUAAAACAGCACUGUUUUGUUUUGCAGAUCCCACUUAAUUAAAUCCAUCCACUUCUCAUCAACCAUCAAGCUGAUCCUGUGUGUCUGAACAAUAAUAAUAAUCAUGGCUAAAGGAACUUAUCAAAGUAGCCUGUUGUUCUUCUUGUUCCAGCUUUUGUGCAAGACAGUUACAAGCACAGACACUCCUCUUCCUCAUGCAAAAGAUGUUGAAGUUGUUUGGCGGAAAGAGCCGUUGUUCCCUUCUAUUCACAGAGCGCUAGUCGAAUAUAUCCAAACAGAAUUCGACUCAAUUGACCCCCCAACCACAGCCUUACCCUCCACUUCAAUAACCAAUCCAGUCACCACUCCUGCAGUCAACACCGCACCAGGAAUCAUAACUGUGCCCGGUAUCAACCCCGCCACCAAUCCCAUAAAUCCACCUGUCCCGAUCACCAACCCCGCCACUAAUCCAGUAAAUCCACCUGUGCCAAUCACCAACCCCGUUACCACCCCAAGUACAAAUCAACCAACAGCAUCCGGUCGAGGACAGACCUGGUGCAUAGCAAAGAAUGGAGCUUCAGAAACGGCAUUGCAGUCGGCUCUAGAUUAUGCGUGUGGGAUUGGCGGAGCUGAUUGUGCCACCAUUCAGCAGGGUUCCAGCUGUUAUGAACCAGCUACUCUUCAGAACCACGCGUCUUAUGCUUUCAACAGUUAUUACCAAAAGAACCCCCUACCCACAAGUUGUGAUUUUGGGGGUGCUGCUGCUAUAACCACCACCAAUCCAAGCACAGGUUCAUGCGUCUACCCUUCGUCGUCAUCGUCAUCAUCUUCACCUACACCGGCAAUAACCCAGACGCCCGUUAAUCCAACAUCUUUGCCUGCUGCUCCUGCAACAUCCUUGCCUACUGCAGGGCCAACGUUUCCAGGAAUACAAUCUCCGCCAUCAGGGUUUAGCUUCGGAAACCCUGACUCGACAGGACUAGGAUCUUUUGGUGCAAGCCCUCCCUUGGUGAACAAAGCGUCUGUCGUGUCAAACAGUGGGCUUGGGUCGGUUGUAGUUGUAGUGUUCAUCGUCAUGUUUGGUGUUUUCGGUUGUUGAAGCCGGUAUAAGUGAUAGAGUAAUGGUUUUAGGUGGUAAGUUAUAGGAGAAGAGGGUGUAAUAGAGAGGUUUUGCUUUCCUUUGACUUUUAACUGUUUGUGGAACAUAACCAGACAGCCAUAUGCCAAUGAGACUCUUAACUCAGUAA
Molecule: messenger RNA, 1359 nt
Organism: Helianthus annuus (common sunflower)
Lineage: Eukaryota; Viridiplantae; Streptophyta; Magnoliopsida; Asterales; Asteraceae
Product: PLASMODESMATA CALLOSE-BINDING PROTEIN 1
Exons: 4
Coding region: 237-1211 (324 amino acids)
Source: RefSeq, a predicted model, not a curated record